AUGGCUGCCUCCGUCUCGUCGCCCCCCUCGAGGCGGCGCCUCCCUUUCCGAAAACCGCCGCUCCCGGCGCUCCUGGCGCUCAUGCUCCUCCUCGCGAGCCUCUUCGCGGCGCAUCUCGCGCCUCUCGCAGCAGCUGAACGGCCGUUUCCCGAACCUUCUGCUGUAGUCACAUCUGCCGACUCGCUAAGCUCUUCCUCCGCAGUCCCCGUUACAAGCACGUCGUCGUUUGUCACGCACGUGCGGCGGCAGCUGCUGUUCGAACGGUACAGCUGCGGCCGCUCGCCGCUCAAGGGAUACACGUCAUCCAAGCGCCUCGCCUCUGGCCUCGUUCUCCACUGGAAGGCCACGAGCGGGCGCAAGAUCAAAGCCGCUGUGGUGGCUUCAGGAGCGGCUGCAGGGGGGUGGUUCGCCAUGGGGUGGUCUCCCAAGGGGAAGAUGGGCGGCAGCAACGCGGUGGCCAUGGAGGAUAGCAAUAACCCUCCUGGCACGUACGACCUCCAAGGGACGUCUGCCGCGAACGCUGCGUCGUGGACCGUCGGAUCGCCGUCGAUCUCGAGUGCUGGCGGCAAGGUCACGAUGAAGUGA
This is a messenger RNA of Closterium sp. Naga37s-1, 585 nucleotides long. Lineage: Eukaryota; Viridiplantae; Streptophyta; Zygnematophyceae; Desmidiales; Closteriaceae. The record is from the annotation of a GenBank genome assembly.